Candoia aspera is the source of this 3223-nucleotide messenger RNA. Its product is annotated as rho-related BTB domain-containing protein 2-like. Gene Ontology annotation, molecular function: protein kinase binding; GTP binding; GTPase activity. Bases 356 to 2392 code for a protein of 678 amino acids. The transcript is spliced from 9 exons. Lineage: Eukaryota; Metazoa; Chordata; Lepidosauria; Squamata; Candoiidae. Gene Ontology annotation, cellular component: cell projection; cytoplasmic vesicle; cytoskeleton. Gene Ontology annotation, biological process: engulfment of apoptotic cell; regulation of cell shape; establishment or maintenance of cell polarity. The record is from RefSeq and is a predicted model, not a curated record.
CCCCGCCGCCUCCUUUGUUCGGGCGGAGGGGGCGUGGCCGGGCGCCCAUUGGCAGGGCGGUGCCGCGAGGCAGCUGGACGGGCGGCGGCGGCGGCGAUGGGCGCGGCAGCGGGGGGCCGGGCGCUGGGUGCGCGGCGGCGGCUGCCGGCGGAGAGGCUUGCGGGGGCGAUGGGAUGCAGCUCCCGGGACGCCGCCGCAGGCCGGCGGGGGAAAGGGCCGCGGCCGGCCCCCCGGGGCCCGUAAAGGAGCGACUUCCCAGGGCGGGGCCGGCGAGCAUUGAGGGGGCCGCUGCUUCCUCGGCGGCGGCGGCGGCCGCCUGAUCGCGGGCCUCUCUCGCAGCGGCGGCAGCAGCUCCAUGGAUAUUGACCUGGACUACGAGCGUCCCAACGUCGAGACCAUCAAGUGCGUGGUGGUGGGCGACAACGCGGUGGGCAAGACGCGGCUCAUCUGCGCGCGGGCCUGCAACGCCACGCUCACCCAGUACCAGCUGCUGGCCACCCACGUGCCCACCGUCUGGGCCAUCGACCAGUACCGCGUCUGCCAGGAGGUGCUGGAGCGCUCCCGCGACGUGGUGGACGAGGUCAGCAUUUCCCUGCGCCUGUGGGACACCUUCGGGGAUCACCACAAAGACCGGCGCUUCGCCUACGGCAGAUCCGAUGUGGUGGUGCUCUGCUUCUCCUUGGCCAACCCCAACUCCCUGCGGCACGUGAAGACCAUGUGGUACCCAGAAAUCAAGCACUUCUGCCCGCGUACUCCCAUCGUGCUGGUGGGCUGCCAGCUGGACCUGCGCUAUGCAGACCUUGAGGCAGUGAACCGGGCGCGUCGUCCCUUGGCCAAGCCCAUCAAACCAUCGGACAUUCUGCCCCCCGAGUGCGGGCACGAGGUAGCCAAGGAGCUGGGCAUCCCGUAUUACGAGACAAGCGUGGUGGCUCAGUUUGGCAUCAAGGAUGUCUUUGACAAUGCAAUUCGGGCCGCCCUCAUCUCCCGUCGCCACCUCCAGUUCUGGAAAUCUCACCUCAAGAAGACGCAGCGGCCUCUGCUGCAAGCCCCCUUCUUGCCCCCCAAGCCCCCCCCGCCCAUCAUUCACAUCCCUGAGCCAGCCACCGGAGAAGGCCGUGGGCCCAGUGCGCUUUUCCACGAGCCGCUUUGCGCUGAUGUUGUUUUCCGCCUGCCAGGAGGCCACCAGCUCUUUGCCCACAGGGUCUACCUGGCCACAUCCUGCUCCCGGUUCUAUGACCUCUUCGCGCUGGACUUGGGGGGCGAGCUGGCCAGCGGGAAGGAGCCGGCCAGCCGGACGAAGAGCUUGGAUGCGGCUGACCGGGGACGCCUGGCCGUGGCUGUGCAGGUUGUGCCGCUGCGGCCCUCACAGAGCGAUGAGCCACUGUGCCCCGCCCAGAGACCCUGCCCGGUCUCUGGCUGGGGCCGGGGCUUUGCCGACGUGCGGCAGGAGGUGGUGCGGGACCCAGUCAGCCAGCAGGAGAAGCCGAUGACGGCCGUGUACCUGGACGAGCUGGUGCAGCUGGGCCCUUUCAAGGUGGUGCUGGAAUACCUGUACACUGGGAGCCUAGGACAACACCAGGCUGGCCUCAUGCAGGUGGCCGCCAUUGCCGAGCUGCUGGAGGUGUUUGACUUGCGCAUGAUGGUGGCCAACGUCCUCAACAAGGAGAGCUUCAUGAACCACGAGAUUACCAAGGCCUUCCAUGUGCGCCGGGCCAACCGGAUCAAGGAGUGCCUCAGCAAAGGCUCCUUUGCAGAUGUGGUGUUCGUAGUGGACGACGGCUCAGUGCCGGCACACAAGCCCCUCCUGCUUGCAGGCUGCGACUUCAUGGUGGCCAUGUUUGGGGGCACCUUCCGGGAGAGCUGUGCGGCUGAGGUCUCCCUGCCAGGCACCAACUGCGCCUGCCUUCGGGCUGUGCUGGAGUUCCUGUACACGGACCUCUUUGUCCCCAGCCCAGACCUGGACGCCAUGGAGCUGCUGGUACUCACCAACCGCCUCUGUCUGACCCGCCUGCAGGCCCUGACUGAGCAGCAUGCGGUGGAUGAGCUGGUGCAUGCCAGCCUGCAGCAGGUGGAAAUCGAUGCCCAGGUGAUCCUCUACCUGGAAAUGACGCAGUUCCACAAUGCGCUUCAGCUGGCCGCCUGGUGCCUUCACUAUAUCUGCACCAACUACAACAGCGUCUGCCGCCGGUUUCCCCGUGAGAUGAAGGCCAUGUCUCCCGAGAACAAGGCCCACUUUGAGGGCCACCGCUGGCCGCCAGUCUGGUACCUGAAGGAGGAGGACCGCUACCUGCGCAUGCAGAAGGAGCGGGCACAAGAGGAGGAGGCCCUCCGCAAGCAGCACCCGCGCAGCAAGUGGUGCUUCUGGCGCCAUCAGGCCAGCCACAUCUCCUGAGCUGACAGUUGCGCCCUGCCCGCCAGGAGGGAGGGGGCCACCCUGCUGGUGCCUUUGCUGGGGAGUGGGUGCCUCUGCCUUGUUUACAGGCUGCCUUCCCACCCCCAGCUCUGUGCCUCUUGCCAUUGCUGCCAUGCCUUUACCUGGGGGGCAGGGGGCCAAGCCAGCGCACUCUCAGUUGCUACCUCAGACCUUGGCAGUAUUCUGGGGAGGGGGGAGGGGGGAGAGGUGGCUGCGCAGGUGACCGAGGAAAAGGAGGGGGGGUUGUAGUGUGACUAUGUGCCGUGGAAGGGGACCGGUGGGAGGACUUCAGGAGGUGGGGUGGGUGCAUGAGGGGAGAGCCACAGGCCCUGCUGGGGGGCAACUAGCUGCAGAAAGGGCUUCCUCUUCCAUGCCUGUGUGAGGGGGCAGCGUGGAGAGGCUUUGCGGCUGUGCCUUGGACACAAGACAAGCCUCUCCCAGAAUCAGCCCUUUCUUGGGGUGGCGUAAAGGGGCAGGAGGCACCUACUCUUCCCUCUUGCCCCCGCCUGCCUGGUGCAUUAAGGGAAAUGUAUUUUAGCAAAAGGAGGGGCCCCUGCUAAACUGCAGUUUUUAAACCCUUUUUCACUUUUUUCUACCUGUUCCAUUCUAUCUCAAGACCUCAGCCAAGCACAAACAGACCCGAGGGUGGGCCAGCGUGACCUUCCCCGGACCGAAGGGCUGUGAUGUCUGCAGGUCCUUUGUGGCCUGCGUGCAUCUGCAUAACCACUGUGAGCUGGGCUAGCCCCCGUUUCUUACACACUUCAGUAUUGGAUUGUUUGGAACCUUUAAUAAAGAGCCUUUUGUAUUGUG